This is a messenger RNA of Aedes albopictus (Asian tiger mosquito), 1854 nucleotides long. RefSeq names its product zinc transporter ZIP1 (gene Zip88E). NCBI's taxonomy places the organism in Eukaryota, Metazoa, Arthropoda, Insecta, Diptera, Culicidae. The record is from RefSeq and is a predicted model, not a curated record. The transcript is spliced from 3 exons. Gene Ontology annotation, cellular component: plasma membrane. Bases 516 to 1649 code for a protein of 377 amino acids. Gene Ontology annotation, biological process: zinc ion transmembrane transport. Gene Ontology annotation, molecular function: zinc ion transmembrane transporter activity.
CAGUUCAUUUCCAACGAAGAAACAUCCCAACCCUCACCCUCGCUCGGACACCCUGUUUUGGUUGUGUCGAAACUAAUAAGUGACUCAGUCCACAUCGAGUGCCACUAAAGACCAGCAACUACAAUCAACAGCUAAAUAUAUCAAACAAGUGGAAAUCAACGAAAACAAAAUCCUUCGCCAUCGAUCGAUUGUGUAACAAUCUCGUUGUGAUGGUACCUUCUCCGUAGAAAGACCGGAGUCUGCUGAGUCGAAGAAAACGGCGAAUGAGAUUGCAGAAAUGCAUUCACUGUAAACAAAGAUUUCAUCCAUCCCAUGAGCGUCUUCUAAUCUUUCCUUGCCACGCCGCCAAUCUAGUCCGACGAAACGGUAAACAAAUGAUAAGCGCAACGGCGGUGUCUCUCCAGACGCAGCACUGACCGCGCCAAGUCGUCAGAGCCCGAGUCUCACCGCAGACAGGCAGUAUCGCUUCGUUAACUGAUCUCGAAUCACCUCUCGGAAUACCACCCGUGUCAGCAAUGGAUCAUCUAGAACUGGCGCAAAACAUCACCACGAUGACACCCGACACCGAGACCGGCAUGAGCAAAAACGAAGCCAAGCUGCUUGCCAUACUGGCCCUCGGAGUGGGCAGUUUCGUGUCCGGAAUAUUGCCACUGUUCUGCGCGCAGCGGAACCGGGAGCGGUUUCCGGGGUUGAUUUCCUUUCUGCUGUGUUUCGGCGCUGGGGUGCUGCUGGCAACGGCCUUGGUACACAUGCUGCCCGAAGUGCGGGACGCCCUGAAGCAGUACGCCGAGAUUGUCUUCUGCCUCGGAUUCUUCCUGAUCUACGCCGUAGAUGAAGUGAGCCAUAUGUGCGGGGUAGGGCACAGCCAUGGGGGAGAACAUCGUCACCAGCAGGGGCAGCACAGUGAGGGAGCGGCGUCUUCGGCGAGGCGUGCCAGCCGAGACUCGACCAAUGCCGACGCGGAUAGCAGAGGCUACGGAACCAGCGAGGAAACUAAGCUGCUGAGCAAGAGAACCUUCUAUUUCCAUUCCAGUGACAGCACGAUCCAAAUCCCACAACGAUCGUCGGACUUCGAAGCACCCGGGAGCAGUCAAGCCCUCGGAAUGUCCUGUCAGUCCGAUUCCACCGAAAGCAUCCCCAGGGCCGUCAUCAUAACCGGGGACAUGUCCGAACCGGUGACCGGGGUAUUCAGCUUACUGCUAGCCCUGGUAGUGCACUCAUUACUCGAGGGACUCGCCAUCGGCGUGCAGAGUACGGCCCCGGCUGUCCUACUACUGCUGGGUGCCGUCAGUGCCCACAAGUACGUGGUCGGAUUCUGCCUGGGCGUGGAAAUCUGCUCCCAUGGCAGCCGGCACCGGUGUUCGCACAUUCUGCAGAUCCUAACCUUUGCGGUGGGCUCGGUGGCCGGCAUCGGCGUCGGGAUGAUCCUGGACGACAUUGGACAGACGUUCAACGAGUUGGUGAUACCGGUUCUGCAAGGAGUGGCCGGUGGCACUCUGCUAUACGUGACCGUCAGCGAGGUGCUUCCUCGGGAGCGAAGCAAGCGCGCCGCAAUGCGGUUGCGCCAUGUCGGCCUUCUGCAGCUGAUUGCAGUGAUACUAGGUUUUACCGUUAUGUCUAUUUUAAGUCUAAUCAUAACCGAGAAUUAGCCGAACUGAAAUGAGAGGUUCGAUUGAAAAGAGAUUUAUUUUUUGACAACUAUGAAAAAAUAUUCGCUUUUAAGUAAUUGAACAUAGAAAAAGAUGUAGAUACUUAUAUUUAAGAGUAGUGAUGAGGAGCACGUGCGAGCUAAGCUGUUUGCAUGGGUCUAAUCGAUCAUAAAUAAAACGAAUCAAGUGAGAUGAAGUAACCAAA